AUGUCUAGUUUUUCCAAUAUAACAUGGCGAUUUGAGGUGAGAGAAAAUGCUACACACCUUGUCCGGGUGCACUUUUGUGACAUUGUCAGUAGGACCCUCAAUUUUUCGAUAUUCAAUUUCUACAUUUUCAGCAAGUUCGAUCAGUUGAUCAAUCCAUACCACACAUUUCCCCAGUUGGUAGUUCCUUUUUACUAUGAUUUUGUGGUUGAUACGGAUGAUUCGGGUUUUUUGAAUGUCAGUAUUGGUCUCCGGAAUGAUUCGAAGCAUCAGUCAGCCUUUCUGAAUGGGCUGGAGAUUAUGCAGCUAAUCAAAGAAGUGGGAUCAGCUCCAAAGACAACGGAGCCAACUACAAAACAUUGGCGUAUGAUAGUUCGUUCAGUUGUUGGAGGUGUGGCUGUUAUCCUCAUAUUGGUAAUGGUGGUUUUGUUUGGUUUGAAAUACAGUAAGAUUACUCAACAAUCCAGCAGAGGCUCACCUCUUCCAAAUUUGAACCUCGGAUUAAAGGGCCUUCCAGAGUUCCAAACUGAGAUCAUGGUCGUAUUGAAAUUCACCAUCGCCAUCUUGUUUCUUCGAUUGGGUAUUACUCUAGGUGAUCAUUGUCUUCACGAUCUGAAUUGGAUUGGAAUUGAAGGCUUGAAAUCUGCAUUGGAGCAGCAAAGGAAAUCGGAUGUGUACUCUUUCGAGGUGGUUCUGCUUGAAGUUUUUUGUGCUAGACCAGCCAUUAGAAGCUUGCUUCUGCGGGAUCAAGUGAACUUGGCUGAUUGGGGGAUGUCUUGGCAAAAGAAAGGACAGCUCGAAAAAAUUGUUGAUCCUUUCCUGGAGGACAAAAUUAAUCCCAAUUCACUGAGAAAAUUUGGGGAAACAGUGAAGAAGUGUUUGAUGGAUUGUGGGAUUGGCAGGCCCGGAAUGAUCGAUGUGUUGUGGGAUCUGGAAUAUGCACUGCAGCUCAACCAAACCACAGUUCUAAGAGAGCCAUAUGAAGACAGGACCAUAGAUGCUUCAUUGGAGUUGUCAUUGCAUGUCGUUAAUCGCUUACCGUCUAAUAGCAUCACCAUGGAUGAAGAUGAAUGGACCCUGGGAGCGAUUGAUGGUUCAGAUACAAUUUUUAAAUGCUGGUGUGUUCUCCAGUUGAAAGUUGAUGAUGCCAGAUAA
This is a messenger RNA of Ilex paraguariensis (yerba mate), 1152 nucleotides long. The record is from the annotation of a GenBank genome assembly. NCBI's taxonomy places the organism in Eukaryota, Viridiplantae, Streptophyta, Magnoliopsida, Aquifoliales, Aquifoliaceae.